UCAACGCUUAAGUAACUGUGGGCGGGGGGAAAAGGGGCAGAUUCGUGGUAGGGAGGACCGCCGCUCGUGCCACUGGAGGUUCUCAGGGACGAUCAACAGGGAGUGCAACCGACGACAGAGCUACGAGCUGGGGGAAUGAGAGCUGCUAGAAUCCGCUCCAAUCCUCCUCGACCAAGGCUCCUACCCGCCUGACAAUUACCGGGACACAAUCUUCAGAGAACCAGCUUUCUUACGAAUCCAAUAUCGGUGACUGCUUGCAAUCAUGGAGCUCAGAGUGGGGAACAAAUACCGGCUUGGACGAAAGAUAGGGAGCGGUUCCUUUGGAGACAUUUACCUUGGUGCCAACAUUGCCACUGGUGAGGAGGUAGCCAUCAAACUUGAAUGUGUAAAGACCAAACACCCGCAGUUGCACAUUGAGAGCAAGUUCUACAAAAUGAUGCAAGGAGGAGUGGGUAUUCCGUCGAUCAAGUGGUGCGGUGCCGAGGGAGACUAUAACGUAAUGGUGAUGGAGCUCCUCGGACCCAGUCUUGAGGAUCUUUUCAACUUUUGUUCCCGAAAGUUCAGCCUGAAGACGGUCCUACUUUUGGCAGACCAAAUGAUAAGCCGUAUUGAGUACAUCCACUCCAAGAAUUUCAUUCACCGUGAUGUAAAACCAGACAACUUCUUAAUGGGGCUUGGCAAGAAGGGCAAUCUUGUGUACAUCAUUGACUUCGGCCUGGCCAAAAAGUACCGUGACGCCCGCACGCACCAGCACAUCCCCUACAGGGAGAACAAGAACCUGACAGGCACGGCGCGCUAUGCUUCAAUCAACACACAUCUUGGAAUUGAACAAUCCAGACGCGAUGACUUGGAGUCCCUCGGCUACGUCCUCAUGUAUUUCAACCUGGGGUCCUUACCCUGGCAAGGACUCAAGGCGGCGACCAAGAGACAGAAGUAUGAACGAAUCAGUGAGAAGAAAAUGUCGACGCCGAUUGAGGUUCUUUGCAAAGGGUACCCUUCGGAGUUCUCCACAUACCUAAAUUUUUGCCGAUCACUGCGAUUUGAUGACAAGCCAGAUUACUCCUACUUGCGACAGCUCUUCAGAAAUCUCUUCCACCGGCAGGGCUUUUCCUAUGAUUAUGUUUUCGACUGGAACAUGCUGAAGUUUGGAGCCACGCGGACGACCGAAGAGGGAGACCGGGAAAGGAGGACUGGCGAUGAGAGGGACGAUCGGAUCGGCGUUGCUCCCAGGGGUUCCGCGGCACGAGGUCUCCCGCCAGGUCCCAACCCUGGACCUGCCAACAGAGUCAGAAACGGACCAGAACAGGCCAUCUCUAACCCUGCUUCACGGGUCCAACAGUCUGGAAACACAUCGCCUCGCGCCAUUUCACGUGCAGAGAGGGAAAGGAAGGUGAGCAUGCGGCUCCACCGCGGGGCUCCAGCUAACGUGUCGUCCUCCGACCUUACGGCCCGUCACGACCAAUCCAGGAUUUCCACAUCACAGGUGAGCGUGCCAUUCGAGCACAUGGGCAAAUGAAAUCUCCUUGGCUCUGCAUGAACUUGAAAGUGACAGGGCUGCAAGGUAAUAUGUUGCUUUGUCCCCUUCCUUCAUUUUUACUACGACUCCAAAAGAUUGACGCCAAUGGACACGUGGGUCUUUGGAAAAGUACAGCAAAUUCCAACAGGAUCCAGGGAAGUACUUUUUCUAGUAGCCAGCAUCCGGUCUUUUCUGAAACCUCUGCGAAACCUUGGAUCGUCAUCAUGCCGAUGCAAAAAGUGACAGCGCUCCAUCAUGGUUGCUCGUGACUGCCGGUCUCCUCCUCGAAACAUAACCCCAGCAGUGUUUUCUAUCCGAUGACUGAGAGGAACUUGUGACAACAAUGAAGCAAAAGGACGAAGGGCAAAAAGCAUGUUUAAUUUCAAAAGUCAACUACCGCCCACCCCACCCCCCACUAUUUUUAUUUUUUUUAGUCUUUGUGGAGAUUUCACCCUUUUGGGGAAUGAUGGAAAAGAGAAGUUUGCGAUAGUUGUGUUUUGAAAGACAGAAGAGGUUCAAAAGGUCAUGUUCCUGUUUCCUGUGAGUUGCUUGCUCCAUAAAUUACUGUCCUUCGAAUCUCAAACCAUCAAAAAUAUCCAGUACUGAUUUCUUCAUCACUUGUGUGCUCAGUUCUCUUAAUUAAAAGUUAUCACAAUAGUUGUUUAAGAAAAAAAACAGAAACACUCCCAAGGUCUUGAGGCAAAAUCCUCAAAUGACCAGUGUAUUUGACCAGACACCGUUGCACCCUUGUUGUAACCAACAAAGAUUAGCUGCAAUUUUUAUGAUAAUUAUUACUGUUAAGUGUUUUUUAAAUGUUAUUUUUACCUUUAGGGGAAAUAGGGGAGUUGGCAGACCCCAUUAAAAAUAAUUUAGGAGGGUGGGGCAUCCAUUUUUUUAUGUUUACAUCACUGUAAAUAUUUUUAUUUUUUAAAUUUUGAUGUAAAAGCCAAAAUGUGUUUUCUGUUUUAAGGUGUAAAGUAGAACAUUGCAUAAGAAUGGGAUGAGUUAAAAAGUUUUGGUAUUUAAAGUACAGUACUACAUUUUGGACAUCGAUGUUGCUCUGCCAGCUGGGUCAUGAAUGUGUUGUGUGCGUGUUUCAAACUUUCGGUGUGUGAGAGUGCAACUGGCGGUAUAAUCCUCAAUAAGAGCUCAAGGUUAAUUUUAUGUCUUUUGGGUUGUUUUUCGUUCCACUAUUUAUGUUAAUUUUUUUUCAAAAUGUGUCUUUCGGUUUGUCACCAGAAGUAACCUGUGCCAUGUUUUGUCCUGGUUUCUCUUUUCUUCCCCGUCAAAUGCUGUCUGAUCACCUUGUAACACAGGGCUUUGUAGAGUCCCGCCGCAGAAAUAAGUCCAAUACCUGAUGUCACCUUUUUAGUUUUUAAGCUCCUGCAAUUUUUUUUGAUGAUGUCAUUACGAUGAAACUGACUGCAUUGCAGGGAUGUGUAAAUAGCUUGGUACUGUGUGUAAUUACCUUUGUACAGGGCACCAUGACCCAGCGGCAAUGUAACUACUGUAUAUACGCGCGUGUGUUUGGGGAGGGUGGAAUAGGUUAAGGUGACAGAAUUUCACUUUAUGUAUUGUGUACUGAUCUCUUGUACAGUUCUUUAACACUUUAUUUACAACAGUAUUUGUGUAUAUUUUAUGACGUAAUAAAACCGAAUCUCACAA
Molecule: messenger RNA, 3181 nt
Organism: Hippocampus zosterae (dwarf seahorse)
Lineage: Eukaryota; Metazoa; Chordata; Actinopteri; Syngnathiformes; Syngnathidae
Product: casein kinase I
Exons: 11
Coding region: 263-1516 (417 amino acids)
Biological process (GO): endocytosis; peptidyl-serine phosphorylation; signal transduction
Cellular component (GO): cytoplasm; nucleus
Molecular function (GO): ATP binding; protein serine/threonine kinase activity
Source: RefSeq, a predicted model, not a curated record